Molecule: messenger RNA, 2186 nt
Organism: Durusdinium trenchii
Lineage: Eukaryota; Dinophyceae; Suessiales; Symbiodiniaceae
Source: the annotation of a GenBank genome assembly
GCUCGAGUGUUCCCGUCGUAGUUGCAAGCAAUGGUUCCCGAAUGGCCUGCUGCACGACGACACUCUGAACCAGGGAGGGGUAUUGGCCGCCCUUCCUUGCGUCCGAGGGCCUCCUUGCCCGAUGGCAGGCAAUAUAUAAAACUUCGGUCAGGCAUCUCAUCGGUGUUGGUAAGCAGCGAGUGCUUGGAACCAUCAAAUGCAGUGGUUGAAGCUAACGUUCAGGAAUGGCCAGCGACAGCCGCUUUGAUCAUUGCCGAAGUUAUUGGAAGUGGAGUCCUCGCUUUGGGAGGCCAAACAGCAGUUGUUGGCCUUGUCGUUGGUUUGUUGGCGCUUCUGCUGUUCUACCCAGCCAAUGUUUUCACAGCCCUUCUUUUGGGCAAAGUGCGGCAAAAGUUGCCAGCAGCCUUGACCUUUGGGGAUGCAUUAACGAUGGUGCUGGGUCCGAAAGCUGGCCGAUAUGGAUACAUGGUUUUGUACUUCUACCUGUUCAUGUGUAUGGCGAAUUACUUGAUUGUGUUGGGGCAUUCUGUUCAAGCAUCAAUCUAUUGGACAUCGACGUGCCAGCCCUGGGCAUGUUUCAUCGGCACAAUUCUGUUGUUGCCUCUGAACCAAUUCCGCACCCUUAGUGGAUUGACGCUGCUGAGCAUGGUGUCCUUUGCAACUAUUGUGACAACUCUGGCUUUGUGUCUAUGGACCUUGCUCACGAAUGCAAGUUGCCAACCUCAACAGCGUGAACCGGGUUUCCUCGACUACAACUCCUGCAUCUCCGGCUUUGUAUUUGCCUUUGCAGGCCAGCAUAUUAUGCUUGAAAUGCAGGCUGAGAUGAAGAACCCGGAGCAUUUCCCCAAUGCUGUUUUCUUAUCAUAUUCAGUAUUGUUUCUUGUUUACACUCUGGUGGCAGUUCUCUCCUAUUUGGCGUGUGGCAAGGAUACACCUGGAGAUCUUCUUUUAGUCUUGCCAACAGGUUGGUGGAAGUCUCUUGCAGGUGCGCUUAUGGUUCUACACUUGAUGGUCACCUACACCAUAUCACAGCAAGUCUUGAACAGAGCUAUUUGUGUGUACCUACUUCCUGGGGCGCUUCAGGAUGGUUUAGUGGCGCGAUUCAAGUGGUUCCUGGUUACAAGUGCUGUGAUGGCUGCCUGCUACACUUUGGCCAAUGCCAUUCCGCUCUUCCAGGAUGUUGUGAACCUAUCGGGAGCUCUCCUCUCAACGCAAUGCGUGUUCAUUUUGUGCGGGCCCUAGCUCAUGUGAAUUCACAUUCAACACGUGACGCAAGGCGGGCCAGCUUUGGAAAGAUGUGGGAGGCUACUAUAAUACAUAUAAGGUAAUCACAACAGGCAAGCUCUCUUGCGACCAACGGUUUUCCCUACUGGUUUACGGGCACUGCCUCGUUGGGCUCAACUCGGGUGCCAAACUGAACCAGAGAUCACAUGUGUCUGGAGGCUGCAAAGGCCACCAAUAAUGUGUCAAGAUGGCUGAUGGAGGUGGAAAGUUCCUGUUGUGGAGGAGGAUUUGCAAUAAGGUCUCUAUGCCGUUUCUUGGAACAUGUUUUGGGAGGUAUGCGGGUAGUGGGUACUGCGGAUGUGCUUACACAGGCGCCACAGACUUGGACCUGUUCUUUCUGGGAGCAGCUCGAUUUUCUCAAAGUGACAUGGCUAGAGCACCAAACUUUGUGAUAGUGACUUUCUGUCUUCCUGCCUUACUGCCUCCCUCCCUCCCUCUCUCUCCAUCCCAGAUUAUGAUUGGAACCAAGUCUGUAGAGUCUAUAGACAGACGAUCAAUAGCUUGGCAAAGGUUGGUCUCUGUUGUUGCUACUCCUUUUGUUUCUCCGUGCCUUGGAUCAUGGAACUUGAUUCUGCAGGCCGGGAGUGCUGUUCCUGGCGCUCUGCUCUUUUGAGUUGGUUCAACGUGAAGGGCAAGUGGCUGUUUGGAUUGGCUCGUGGUCUGCCAUUUUAGUGGGAGUCUAUUUGAUCAUCAUGGGCACACUGAGCAGUAUCGUGGUCAUUUCUGCCAAACUGUCUUCUGGGAGCAGCCGGCCCUUCUCAUGCUAGGACCCAAAGAAGGUCCAGGUCAAGAGCAGAGGCCUAAUCCAAACUGGCAAGAUGCAACCGCGGUUUCACACGAUUGCCACACACUGUCAUGAAGUGAGGUUUCCUCGGCAGAGGAAGCAUCAUCGCCCUAUGGAA